UCAAAAUUUCGCGAGUGUUCAGUAUUAAAAUACAAAUUUCAACAUUAGACGAUUCUUUCGCGAUAUCGUUUUCCAAAAAAGAUUCUAGAUUUAAUUUGUUUUAUUGUACAAGAUAUUUUUUUGGCAACAACACAAAUGAUAUUUCAUAAGCAAAUGCAAAUAAUGACAUUUUCUGAUAUAAAUGCAAAAAAGUGGUAAAAAUGAUUUUGCAGUAGUAUAGGAUUCUGAAAUUUAGUAAAAAACUACAACUGUAGUAAAAUUAACAACACUGCUUCACAAACAGUACUGAAAUAUCAAAAUUAGCAUUCGGUUAUCUUAGAACUCAGUCACUGCUUUUCUGAAUUCACAAUAAUAUAAUUAUUAUUCAGCUUGGGCGUUACCUAGGUGUCAAUACAUUUAAAAUAAAUAAUAAGAAAUUUAAAGUUAUUCGUCAGACAUUUCCCGAAGUGAAAAAUCUGGCAAAGUUUAUGAUCAUCUGACAGGUCUUUGAUCCGAAAAAUCAAAUAAAUCUGGUAAUAUGUACCAUCUUGUUUCUAUAUACCUUUAUUUAUAUUUCUCUCUCUUUACUUUUUCAUUAUGCCAAGGUGUAAAUAUUACUCUUCUCUGUGUUUUUUUGCUUUGUUAAAUAUGCAUACAAACGAAUGCAUAUAUAUAUAUAUGAUUGGUGGUGGUAAUAUGAGCAUAAUAAACCUGUAAAGUUGGAAACCAAAGCUUUAUGAACACAUAUACAAAUUCCAUUUUAAAAUUAUUCGACGAAAAAAUUUUUUGAGAGCAUUAGAGAAAAUGUUUUAUUGAAAUAUGGAAGGAAGGACAGAAAAAAUAAAAUUUAUUAAUUUUAAAUUAUUUAAAAAAGAAAAUAAUUAAAUAUAAAAAUUCGAGUAGAAAAAGUUUGAAAAUUUCAAUUCAACCAAGAAAAAAAAACUGAAACUGAAGAAAUUUAAAAUUAAAGCAAAAAAAGGCUAUUUAAAAAUUUUCCAUUUUACUAUUUUUUUAUCAUGAAAAUCAAAAAUUCUAAUUUUUUAUACUAAAGAAGUAAACAAAAUUACUAAAAGGAACAAAAUAAAAAGCAACUUAAUAAUGUCUGAUACAAAUUUAAAAGGCGAAGAAAUGGAAAUACCAGAUGAAGAUCUUGAAGAUGGUGAAAUUGAAUCAGAUGAUGAGCCAAUCUUAGUAAAUGAUAAUAAAAGCGACAUGCCAAUUCCUAAAACUAUUCCAAUAACUUCUUCAAAUGAGAACAAUAGUAAAAAGGAUACUAAUUCACCAAUUAAACAAAUCCCAAUUAUCGAUUUAGUUGACAAUGACAGUAAUCAAAAUACAAAAUCGGCGAAAUUUAAAAAACAAAGUGUUAUUGAAGAUGAUUUCGCUGGAAAUAUUGAAAACGCUAUAGCAGCGGCAUUAAAGAAAGAUGGAAUAGAACCACCCCCAAUGCCGAAAAUCCUAGAAAAACGUAAUAAAGAAGAUGAAAACGAAAAAGUUUGUGCUAAUAGCAGCAAAAGAAAAAGUCGGAAAAGAAAAAAAAAAGAAGCCGAAAAAGAAAAAGCCGUGGACGGUAACAAUAUAAAGCGAACACGUCAUAACUCAAUAUCCAAAAAUGAAGAUGACGAUAUUGACGAUGCUCUAAUGUAUGAAAUGUUAGGUAUAAGAGGUGGUAGUCCACCACCAGUAUCAGCAACGGGAGUUGCUGGUGGACCAUCAUCAAACGCUUUGUCAAUUAUGUCAUCAUAUUUUUCUGAUGAUUCAUAUUCCUCAUAUGAUUCUUAUGAUUCUGAUAUUGAAUAUCGUAAGAAAGGAGAACGUAUGGGUAGAUUUGGCAAAAAAAAUCGGAAAGAUCAUAAAAAUAAUCGCGAUCGUAGUAGAGAUAGGGGAAGAGAUAAAGAAAAAUCAAGUCGUAGGAAAAAUCGUAAUACAAGUGAUGAUGGCGGUGAUGAACCAAUGAGUAGAAUGAUCUGUAUAGCAUAUUUAAGAGGGCAAUGUCAAAAUGAUGAUUGUCCAAAAAAACAUGAAGGAAGGCCUGAACGUAAAUUGGAAUUAUGUAAAUUUUAUUUGAAAGAAUGCUGUGCUAAAAAAGAAAAAUGUUUAUAUAUGCAUGCUGAUUUUCCAUGUAAAUAUUACUAUUUGGGUAUGGAAUGCAUAUAUAAAAAGGAAUGUAAAUAUAUGCAUGGUGAACCAUUAUCGGAAGCUUUACGUAACAUAUUAUUAAAGCACAUUGAAACAGCACCCAAGGAAAUUUUAGGUACAUUUCGUCGCAUAAGUCGUGAUUAUGCUAUUCAGUUAUUGAAUAAACAACAUUCAAUAUUAUGUAAAAAAUAUAAUAUUGAAAAUACAUAUGCACAAACUUUACCCACUCAAUCGCAACCAAUUAACGUUUUAUCAAAUGCGAAUAAUAAUAGUAAAUCAUUAUUAGGAAAUCCACCAACUUCAUUAAAUAAUUUAUUAAAUGAAUCAAAUAAUAUUGUAUCAAAUGCAGUAAUUUCCAAUAUACAAUCAAAUACAUUACCAAAUAUGACAACAACAUCUGGUAUACCAUCAUUGUUAGAUAUGAUCAUACCAUCACCUACAGGCUAUGAAAAUGAUAUAAAUUCAAAUAAUAGUAUUCUAAAACUAAGUGGAAAUUGUGGUUUAGUGCUGGAAAAUAAACCAAGGAAAUCCCGUUGGACUGAUACAAAUAAUACUCAGCAUCAACAGGAACUUCAACAACAACAACAUUCGCAGCAAUCAAUAAGUAAUAAAAAUGAUGGUAAAAAUGAGAUUUCUGACGUACCAAAUUUUUUGAAAUUGCAAUAUUUAAAUGGUAUUUUACGUCAAGAUCAAAUAGAAAAAUUGAUUCAAUUAGGAGUUGAAACAUUAGAGCAAUUAACAACAUUAAGUUUAAUGCAACUAAAUCUUGUUGGAUUAACUGUAAACCAAUUAAAUGAAAUACAGUUAAAUACAAUGAAUUUAGAAAAAUUGGGUAUAUUUAAAAUGGAUGCAUCAAAGACACCAGCUAAGUUAAACUUAGACAAUGUAACAUCAAAGGAGUUUAGUAAUAUUAAUAAUAAUAACAAUAAUAAUAAUAAUAAUAAUAAUAAUAAUAAUAAUAAUAAUAAUAAUAAAAAUAAUAUUAACAAUAAUAAUAAUAAUAAUAAUAAUAAUAAUAAUAAUAGUAAUAACACCAAUAGUAAUAAUGAUAAUAUUAACAAUAACGGUAAUAAAAAUAGUAAUACCGAUAAUAACAGUAAUAAUAUAAGCAAUGAUAAUAGUAAUAGUGAUAGUAGCUGUUUAAAAGAUACAAAUUCUGAAAAAGAAUCCAGUGGAACACCAUUUAUAAUUCAUGCGAUGAAAGCAUCAACAAAUGACAUUGAUAUGCGUGUGCUACCGACUGGUGUUGUAAUAUCUAACAAAGUUAAUGAACAAGAUAAGCUAAAAUCCACUGAAAAAGAUAGUAUAGCUUGUAUAGCUUCACCAGAACCACAAUUUAUUGAUCGUCAUUUAUCUUCACUGAAAAAUAUGAUAGAACAUAAAAAAAGUGAACGUAAUGCUAUUAAUGCAGUUGAUUAUUCACAAUAUUUAAAAGAUUCAAAUAUUGAUAAUGAUAAGUUGGAUAUAAUUGACGAUGAAAAGGAUGAUGAUCAAAAACUUAUAAUUGAAGAAGAUGAUGAUCAAUUAAAAAUUGAUGAAUCUGCUUUUGAUAUGGAUAAUGAAAAAUCAAAUACCAGUGAUGAAGAAGGCAGAACAACUCCAGUUGGUGAAAAUACUUUUGAUGAUAACUCAAAUUCUUCAUCAAAACUGUUACCACCAAUUAUACCACCUAUGUUUGAUCAAAUCAAAAGUAAAAAAGUAAUCGAUCUUAGUUCAACUGUUUCAAAUAUGCUAAAAGCUCAAGCUGUGGCAUCAAAAAAUUUAGUUUCAGAUACAAAUAAACUUAAUUCACCUGUUAUGCCAUUAUAUUUUCUGUCAAACAAUUCAUCAAAUAUAGAUAAUGCUGAAAAGGAAAAUGAGAAAAUUGUAGAUAUAAGUAAAGAAAUUGAAAGCAAGUUCAAUUUGAAUUUUGAGUUGAAAUCAAAAAAUAAUACUAAUUUAUUGUCAGUUAAUAAUUUUUACGGCAGUAUUGAAGCCAAAAAUUUGGAUAAAAAUCAUGAAUUGAACAAAAAUAAUAAAUUACAAUUUCAAGAUCCAAGAAAAAAUUCAAAUAAAAGCGACAACUACGAGUUACAAAAUUUAUAUUCAAAAUCAUUUAAACGUAGUCCAUCACCAAUCAAAUCACCACAAUACAAGGAACCAACAAUGUAUGACCGUCCAAGUAUAUACGAUGGAUAUUUAAAUGAAAAUGACGAUGAUGAUGAUGAAAACGAUGAGAUUGGUUUAAAAAAACAAGCGGAUAAAGAUAUGAGAAUGUCUGAAUAUAUAGAUUCAAACGAUUUAGAUUUGAGAUUACCUUUUAAACCUGUGAUGACAAAUUUUACUCCUGCUACAGAAAUUGAUGGCUCAGUUUCCUCUAACAAUCCUAUAAUUUAUAGAGUCGUAGAAAUUGAAAUACCGAAACCAAACUAUAAAGAAAUUCGACGUAAUUGUCCUUCUAAUGAAAAAACUUUAGAUCCACGUUUACGUCGAAUAUUUUGUUUACAAGAUGAACCUAUAUUAGCAAAAUCAUCACAUUUAAAUCAAACAACAGUUUAUGAAUCUGAUUCUGAAUCGUCAAACUCUACAAUACCAUUAAAUGCAACACCUAUCCCAGCAUCAAAUUUGCUACUACAGUCAAAAGAUAAAUCAGAUACAUUUUUAUCAAAUAUAACAACAACAACAUUAGCACGUUUGGAUCCAAGAAAACGUAACAAUGAUAAAAAUACAAUGCAGGCGUCAACAUCAGCCCCAUUAUUAUUAUCUGAUUCAAAUAAUCAAUCUUGUAUAACACAAACGACGGCAAAUUCUCAAGGGAACUCACAGCAAAAUAAUGAUAUAAGAAUGAUAUUACAGAAAUCAAAUUGGUAUAAAAAUUUAAAUUCAAAAUAUAAAAUAAUGAUUAAUCAGCAAUUGGCAAUGGUGUCCACUGAAUUAAAAAAAUUUCAUCAAAACCCGUCGUCAAGUAAGAUAUUUGAUAUAACAUUUAUAAUGCAAAAUCCAACUUUACAACAAAUUUUAACAAAUUUGUGUAUUUAUAUCGAUGAUAGUGGUAUAAUAAGACAAAUUGAUUCUGACAGUGAGUCAAGUGAUAGUGGAAAUUGUAGUAACAUUAAUAAAAUAAAUACUAAUAAUACUAUUAGCAAUAAUAAUAUUAUUAGUAAUUUAAAUAACAAUAGUGCUAAUAACAACAAUAAUAAUAUUAAUAUUAACAAUAAUAAUAAUAAUACGAAUGCUGCUAAUAAUAAUAACAAUAGUACUAAUAAUAAUAAUAGUAAUAAUAAUAAUAAUAAUAAUAAUAGUACUAAUAAUAAUAGUAGCAAUAAUAAUAAUAAUAAUAAUAAUAAUAGUAAUAAUAAUAAUAUCAACAAUAAUCAACCAAGUAGUAUUUUAGGAUAUCCCGGUUUAUUAGAAUACAAUUCCAAUAAUUUAAUAAUUAAUCCUGGAGGACAUCAAAAACCAAAUCAAUUAAUUGGUAUAGGUAAUUUGAUGGACUUACCAAAUAUAGGAAAUAAUUCAAUGGAUUUUCUACGUGGACCACCGCCAUUACAUAAUUUACAACAACAACAACAUCAACAGCAGUUGCAACAAAGAUUUGGCCCAAUACAAGCAGCUCUUAAUAAUCAGUUUCCCGGUGGUCCAGGUGGUGGUAUGGGCCCUAUGGGUAUAGGUCCUGGUGGUAUUAAUCCCAAUAUUAAUCCUAACGGACCAAUGCAUCAUUUUGCCAAUUCACCAGAUAUGAGACCUGGUUUAUUAGGUGUUGCGCCUGGAAUCGGUUUUAAUAAUCAAUUUAUUGGUGGUGGUGGCGUUAGUAAUAAUAAUAAUAAUGGCGGUAUUAUGAAUCAACGUCCGGAUAUUGAUAAUUUAAUACCUUUAUUAUCAAAUGAAAAUUUAUUAGGUAACCAACAAUUCCCUGGUAGUGGUGUUCCAAAUUUAAAUUUUCCAAAUUUUUUCAAUGAUCCUCGUAAUCGUAAUAAUUUAAAUAAAAAUAAUAACAAUAAUAAAAGAUUCAACAAUUUUGGUAUGAAUAAUAAUAAUAAUAAUAAUAAUAAUAAUAAUAAUAAUAAUAUGAAUAAUAAUAAUAGAGAUCGCAGAAAUUUCAAUGAUAAUCGUAUUAAUCGAGAUAACAGAAAUCGUGAUAAAAGAAAAAUUUAAAAACAAAAAUACUAAAAAAAUUAUCAGAAACAAACAUAAAUAAGAAUAAUAUUGUGGCGGUUUUUGUUUUCUUUCUUUUGUCUUAAUAGAAAAACAAAAACUGAAAGUCGGAACAAAAGUAUGAAGAUUAAAAAAAAUAAGUGUAACGAUUGAAAAUAAAAAAUCAUGUAUAAAUAUAAUUGAUGUUUAACAUUUACUUUUAAUAAAGCUAAAAAUGAAAUAUAAAAUUACUUCCAAUAAAAUGUAAUUAAUAGGUAAAAAAAUCAUGAAAAUGUAAUGAAUAAAUAAACUGGAUUUUAUCGUUAUUGAACUCCAAUAUGUCUUUCCACAAAUAAAACAUACAUAACUGUUUUUUUUUGUAGCAUUUUAUUGGUUCAACUUACUUAAAUACUUUUAAAAUUUAAGGUUCAGGAAAUUUUAUUGAUUUUCUGGACACAAAAAAAAAAGAUAAGAAGAGGUCAAUAAUCUUGCAUUUAACAUACUAUCACUUUCUUGAUAAUACAUAAUUUGUAAUAAGUGAAUUUCAACAACAUUUAAACUAAUUACACUUAUGCAUUAUAAUUAUUAUUGGUAUUACUUAUCCAUUAUAAUUAUUUAUUACAUAUUUAAAAAAAAUUAAUAUAAUAAAUAACAGAUUAUGUUAAAAUUUAAAAGAAAAUUGUAAUUAUACCUUUGAUUUAUUAAAAUCAAAAAGACAUCCAAGAGGAAUAUGAAUAUUGUGAAGAUCGGAAAGCAUAUUUUCAGCUUUCUUUCACCAAAAUUUGAAUAUCGUUUUCUUUUCAUAUUAUAGUUUAAAGAUUUUUAUUAUAAUGUGUAUAAUUAUACGUUAUCCACGUAAUUUAUUUUAUUUCGCUUCCAAUUAAAAUUUUUCUUUUUUGUCAAUCGAAAGUAAUUAUAAAAAAAAGUUUUUUUAUUAAUUGCAAAUAAUUGAUGCUAAAAAAAAAAACUUUAAUUAAUUUUUUAAUCACAAAAAAAUUUGUUGUUGAAUUUACUUUAAGUGGUUGUCUAUGUU
This is a messenger RNA of Condylostylus longicornis, 7264 nucleotides long. It is a transcript of the gene su(sable), whose product is annotated as protein suppressor of sable. Bases 1078 to 6252 code for a protein of 1724 amino acids. Gene Ontology annotation, molecular function: metal ion binding; RNA binding. Gene Ontology annotation, biological process: negative regulation of DNA-templated transcription. The record is from RefSeq and is a predicted model, not a curated record. NCBI's taxonomy places the organism in Eukaryota, Metazoa, Arthropoda, Insecta, Diptera, Dolichopodidae. The transcript has 10 exons. Gene Ontology annotation, cellular component: nucleus.